UAUCGACAUCCUUGCUUUCAUAGUCUUCCUUUGCUUCACACAAAAUCCAAAACCUCCGCAGAAGCUCAACUGCUCAUCAAUGGCGGACUCCAUCCCCUGCAGAAAGCCCCACUUCCCAUUCUCCGAUCCAAAUCCAGAAGCUCACCGAAACCCGAUUCGACACGGUAAGUCCUACACUAUGCACUUUCUCCUUAAAGCUCUAAUCUUUGCCGUUUUCAUCGUCGUUCUUCCACUUUUCCCCUCACAAGCUCCCGAAUUUAUCAACCAUACGAUCCUCACCAAGUUCUGGGAGCUCAUUCACGUUAUCUUCGUCGGCAUUGCCGUGUCCUACGGCUUGUUCAGCAGAAGAAAUACUGCUGAAAUGGGGUUUGAGAAUAGCUCAAAUGUGGGUACUUCUGAGUCUUAUAUGCCUACAAUAUUCCCCAUUUCGUCGAAUUUCGACGGCGGGUGUGAAUACCCAUGUGGGUAUGGUGAGAAAAGAGAGGGUGAGAGUUGGAAUUCUGGGUAUUUUGUGGGUAACCCUGUUGCUGCUGUGGCUCAAUCUUGUCAUGAAAGCAAUGUUUUUUAUGCCCAAUGCAAACCCAGUUUGGGGAUUUGUGAAAGUGGGGCUGAAAAUUCAUGUGGGUAUAAAGAGAAAAAUGUUACUCAAGCUUGGAAUUCUCAGUAUUUUCAGGGUGAAUCAAUGGUGUUUGUAGCUCAACCAAAUUAUGGUCUUGAUGAAUGGGGAAACCCCAGAUCAAUGGUUGAUAAUCAGCCUUUAGGAUUGCCGGUUCGGAGUUCGAAAUCGAGGGUGAAAAACCGGGAUAGUUUUGAGUUUGUUGCUAGGAGUGAGUUCAGUUUGGGUUCUAAGGGCUCUUUUAAUAGCUCUGAUGGGGUUAGGAAUGAGGAUUUUGGUGAUUUGGGUGCUAUAAAUUUAGAACAGAAGUUCAACGAAGCUGCUGCAUCACCAUCCCCGGUUCAUUGGCGUUGGCGUUCUGCAAGGAUGGAAAGGGGGAAAAGAGUAGGUAGUAAUGCUCGUCCUACGCGUUUGAGGCUACUCUCAGUUGAUGAAACUCAGUUUGAAUCAAUGAAAACUCGGUCUUUCCAGCCCACAUUGUCCUUUACUUCCGAGUCUUAAUGACAUGUGGGUCAUGUGAUGAUUAUCAACAUUUAGAGAUGGAUGAUUUAAUUUAUCUAAUAUGUUUUACGAGUUGGUUAUUACGGAUUAGAGACUUAGUUAACCUCCCUAUAUUUGAUUAAUUAAGUAGCAUUGCAUUUACUUUGGACAAACAAAAUAAAUAAAAAGAAACAAAUCCCAUGAAAUACAAAGACAAAACCAAACCACAAAUGGAUCAUAGUGGAAUUCACAAGUGUAUGGAUGACCAGCCCAAUCUGCAUCAGAGUAGCCACGUAGAAACAAGUGGACCAUAGUGAGGCCGAAACUAAGACCAAGUCUAACGAACCCUUAUAACAUAAUGAAGAACACAUUUGGCAGCAACCAAAUGAGUCAUAGUGGGACGAGCCAUAAACUAAGCAAUAUGAUUGACCGCAAAGGCAAUACUAGGAUGAGUUAAAGUGAGAUAUGUAAGUGACCUGAGAAGGUGACAAAACUCAGUGGGAUCAGAAAGAGGGGUACCAACCUGAUUAGGAAUCUGUGACAAUGUAAAAUGGCGUUUCAUGAAUUUACGUUGCAGGGCAUAUUGUCUUAAUGAUUUGAUUAUGAUCAAAUUGAUUGCAAUAUAUUUAUGUUGAAUCAUACAUUCUAUUUAUUGAAAUAAUAAUUGUCAUUAUC
Molecule: messenger RNA, 1771 nt
Organism: Pyrus x bretschneideri (Chinese white pear)
Lineage: Eukaryota; Viridiplantae; Streptophyta; Magnoliopsida; Rosales; Rosaceae
Exons: 1
Coding region: 80-1117 (345 amino acids)
Source: RefSeq, a predicted model, not a curated record